Fomitiporia mediterranea MF3/22 is the source of this 3339-nucleotide messenger RNA. RefSeq lists its product as uncharacterized. Gene Ontology annotation, biological process: peptide catabolic process. Gene Ontology annotation, cellular component: cytosol; mitochondrion. The record is from RefSeq and is a predicted model, not a curated record. Bases 1 to 3339 code for a protein of 1112 amino acids. Gene Ontology annotation, molecular function: metalloendopeptidase activity; metal ion binding. The transcript is spliced from 14 exons. NCBI's taxonomy places the organism in Eukaryota, Fungi, Basidiomycota, Agaricomycetes, Hymenochaetales, Hymenochaetaceae.
AUGGAUGACGAACCCGUUGCGGAGAAGACAACUUUGGAAGAGGAUUCCCGGCAUUGGGAGCGCAUUCCUGCCGAGAACGACAUUCCAACAUAUUAUAUUUACACGGAACGUGUUCAAAGAAGCUAUAUGGAUGGCAGACGGUAUGCCGUAAUUCGUCUAGACAAUCACCUUGAAGCAACAGUCGUUAACGACGUCCACGCGAGCACGUCUGCUGCUUGCAUGAGUAUCGCGGCAGGAAGGUUCAAUGACCCAGAAGACAUGGCUGGUGCAGCCCACGCUUGCGAGCACUUGUUGUUCAUGGGAUCGAGGAAAUACCCGGAAGAAAACGCGUUCGACAAGUAUUGCGAUUUAAAUAGUGGCUACAACGGUGCAGGUACAGGUCCCUCUGACACCGAAUUUUACUUUCAAGUCGCUUCGGAUGCUCUUGCGGGCGCACUCAAUUAUUUUUCCGCAUUCUUUUACUGUCCGCUCUUUCAUGAAGACUCAGUGCUGCAUGAGAUAAAGGUGAUUGAUUCCGAGUAUUCAGGAGGUCUCCAAGACGAUUCCCGAAGACUAGAAUAUGUUGAAAAUUCACUUGCCCAUCCAGCACAUCCGUUGAGAAGACUCGGCACCGGAAACAAAGACACGCUGCUAGGGCAGUUUCUCGCCUUGAGAGCGCAUGAUAAGUCUGUCAAGGAUAAAACCGGACACUUGAGCAGAUCCCCAAGCGAAAAGUCCGGAAACAGUCACAGAAGCACAGAACCUUCGAGAACACAGAGUAGGUCGAACGUGCAGGUUGGCGACGGAGACGCACUGAAAGUUGCCGCUUUGAAAUCCAAGGAGAAGCUGAUUAGGUGGUGGGAGAAGGAAUAUUGUGCGGGAAGGAUGAGGCUGGUAGUAGUUGGGACAGAACCUCUCGCAAAGCUCAUCAGUAUGGUUGUGAAAAAUUUCUCACCGAUUAAAAACAGAGGACAAAACCCAGCCCCAAAAAUUGUUUAUGUCAAGACAAUCGAGAAAGCGUACAAAAUUAUCAUCGCCUUCCCCAUCGCCUGGCAGGCUGCCCUUUGGCGUGAAAAGCCUGCGUGGUUCCUUGUCCAUCUGCUUGGCCAUGAAGGCCCGGGUUCACUACAUGCGUACUUACAAAAGAAAGGAUGGCUCUUGAGUCUAGUCGCCGGAGUUGUGAAUCGUGGGCGUGGAAUUAGUUUGUUGCAGAUGUAUCUGCAGCUGACAAAAGACGGAUUCGAGAACCAUCGAGAAGUUAUAGUGGCCUGUUUCAAGUUCAUCAACCUGUUACACAAAUCCAAGUUUCCGGAGUGGAUGUGGAAAGAGCUGGAAUUGUGCGAAAAGCUGUCGUUUUGCUUCCACGGAGAUGCAGGAUCACUUUCUUUAGCCAGGAGGAUGGCUGAGUUAAUGGCGUAUCCCACGCCGCGUGCUCUUCUCAUCCGUGAGCCUGUACUGUUUUGGGAGUGGAACGAGGAUCUCGUCAAGGAAACAUCGAAGAAUUUAGAUAUUGAGAACUGUUAUAUUAUCGUGGCAGCUCAGAAUCACGAUCAGAUCCCGAAAGGAGCAACAUGGUGCAAAGAACGAUGGUAUGGAACAGAGCACAUUGAGAAACGCUUUGACACUAAAUUAAUCUCUGAGGCUCGCAAGGACAACGACAUUACCUAUUUUGCUUUGCCAGAAAGGAAUCCAUUCCUUCCUCAACAUCCACACAUUUACGGUGUACCCGUUGAUAAGCCGAAGAAAAGGCCCGCACUGUUGAGGCGCACUCCACUCAUGGAAGUGUGGCACAAGAGGAACGAUCGAUUCUGGACACCGGAUGCUAUUGUGCAUAUUGCAGCGCGGACGCCAGUUGCUGGAGCUACAACUCGAGCUAGAAUAUUGACCCAAAUGUUUGUAGACCUGGUGAAGGAUGCUUUUCACGAACACGGAUAUUUUGCAAAGGUUGCUGACCUGGACUAUAAGUUAUUCGAUGCCACUCGUGGUUUCGAAAUACAGAUUGAUGGCUACAGCGAUAAGCUGCUCAUUCUUGCUCACAGGAUUCUCGAUAAAUUCAAGCCUUUCGAGAUCCGAAAGGAUAGGCUAGAGGUUAUGAUCAAACAGGGACGACGAGCUUUGAAGAGUGACCGCCUUGGGAAACCGUUCGAGCUCUCCAGCUCUUACCUAUACUACCUUAUUCAAGAUGAUUGUCUAAGCACGGAAGAGAGGUCAGAAGCGUUGAAAAAUAUCACGGUUGAGGAACUUUCCAAACAUGUAAAGGCGCUGUUAUCCAUGCUGAAACUUGUAAUUCUAACCAAUGGUAAUUUAAGGAAGAAAGACGUUUUUGAACUUGCAUCCUUAGUCGAGAAAACAUUCGAGCCCGGAACAAUCCCAGAAAACGAAGUCCCUAAGCUGCGCUCGCGACUCCUUCCCAAAGGGUGCAGUUUUGUCUGGGAUUUACCUGUACCCAAUCCUAAGGAGGCCAACUCAAGCGUAUCAUAUUAUUGUCAUGUUGGCAAUAAGUCUGAUACACACACAUACGUUACAUGCUGUCUGCUUUCCAAAAUCUUGGCUGAGCCGGCGUUCGAUUUUCUUCGAACGAAAGAACAACUCGGAUACACAGUUUUUGCUAGUGCUUUGGCAGACAUUGAGUCGAUCGGUUGGUGCUUAGUGAUAGAAUCCGAGAUCGACUCGAGGUAUGUCGAGUCGCGCAUUGAUGCUUUCUUGAUGUAUAUGCGCAGAAUAAUCAGGGAUAUGACCGACAAAAUGUUUAAGAAUCAUAAAAGGUCACUUCAGAAGAUAUGGACAGAAAGGGAUGGCGGCAUGGCCAGAGAGACAGACAGGUUCUGGGGCACUAUUCAGGAUGGGUAUUAUGCUUUUAAAAAGCUCGAGAAAGACGCAAAACUACUUCCGAGUAUAUCGCUAGACGAGGUGUAUUCAAUGUUCAAGACGUGUCUCGACCCAUCGUCAACAACACGCUCCAAGCUUUCCAUUCAUAUGCGAUCUCAAUUACCACCUAAAGCCCCAGAAAAUCCACCACCUCCGAAUGUCAGCAGACACGCGUCUCAGAAGUUCCUCGAAUUGUUGCACAAAGAGCACAUUAUCGUAAGUAGAGAUGAAUACAACUGGCAGUGCGAGGUCGAACCAACUUUGCCUGAAAUGCAUGAAUAUCUAAAGAAGACCUGUUUUAGCGAAAUGCUCAAUAGCAAUCAUCGCAAAGUCAAGGACCUGUUUCGACAGCUAAAGAGUCUUGUGAAGAAUUAUCCAGCAGAGCCCGCCUUGAAAUCUACACAGAUUAAGGAUGGUACAAAGUUCAAGCAUAGUCUUGCUCUCUCUGGGUUUGCAACACCAGUUCAGACAUUUGAAGUGGAACAUCAAUAA